AUGGCCAAGGUGCACCGGCUCAUCUUCGUCGUGCUCAGGGUCGCCGCCGCUGCCGCUGCGGCAGCCGCGGCGAUAAUCAUGGUGACCAGCCACGAGACCACCAGCUUGUUCGGCUUGGAAUUGGAGGCCAAGUACUCCCACAUCCCGUCGUUUAUCUUCUUUGUGGUGGCAUUCGCCGUGGCCUGCGUCUACAGCCUGCUCGUCGUCCUCGUGCCGCCGGGGAGCGCCGCCUCCAGAUUGGUGGUCAUGACCGACGUGCUAAUGGGGAUGGUGCUGACCGGCGCCGUCGCGGCCUCGGGAGCCAUUGCGGAGGUCGGGAGGAACGGCAAUUCGCACGCCGGGUGGCUGCCCAUCUGCGACCAGGUGCACGGCUACUGCACACACGUCAUGGGAGCUCUCAUCUCCGGCUUUGUCGCGCUCAUCCUCUACUUCCUCAUCAUCAUGUACUCGCUGCACGUAGUCGCUGAUCCCAUGUGUCCAUGCCAUUAGGUCAUCCUCGCGGCUGUUUGUUCGCCACUUGUUGCCGGUCUCCAAUCUUUACUACGGAGUAAUUAUAAUUUUGAUGUUGGCAGAGUCUACAGAUCUAUUCCGAGCAUCUUCUUCUCCAGUUCAGUACGACGAUUUGAAAGGAA
This is a messenger RNA of Lolium rigidum, 632 nucleotides long. RefSeq names its product CASP-like protein 1C1. The transcript is spliced from 3 exons. Lineage: Eukaryota; Viridiplantae; Streptophyta; Magnoliopsida; Poales; Poaceae. Bases 1 to 489 code for a protein of 162 amino acids. The record is from RefSeq and is a predicted model, not a curated record.